GCUGAGCGUUGAAACUACGUUUUCUUGGCUCUUGAUUUUGAUUUUUUUUAAGAAGAAUUUGAAGUACCUGAACACCUUGGGAAAGCAAAAGUGGAGCUAUUUGCAUCAAUAGUUUCCUUAUCCAAUAAUUUGAACAUUCCCAUUCUCAAGCUCACUUUUGGGGAUGACUAUUUGAUAAAAUGGCAAGACAAAGUAAUACCCUUUUUCUUGAACAAUGGUUGAGAACUAAUGUUGGUGGCAUUAACCAAACUGUCUCCGGACAUUCUUCUUCGUCGUCUUCUUCAUCUGCCCGUGCCAUCAUCCAAGCCUGGUCUGAGCUCAGAGAUUCACUUCAGAACCAAACAUUUCAUCCCCGUAUCCUCCAAUCAUUGAAAACCCUCCUUAACUCGCAAGCUUCUCUCCACGUUGCCGAUCCUCAAGCCAAGCUUCUUAUAUCUGUACUUUCAUCCCAAAGUUUCGAUCUUUCUUCUGAAUCAUACCCUAUCUUGCUCAGGCUUCUUUAUAUUUGGGUCAGGAAGUCUGUCAGGCCAUCUGUUGCGCUCAUUGAUUCAGCUGUGGAUGUCAUAUCUAGUAUUUUUGCUACUGAAUAUGGUUCGAAGAAAAGCCCUUCUUUUCUUGCUGAAGGUAUUCUUAUUUUAGGGGCCAUUUCAUUUAUGCCUUCUGUGUCUGAAAACUCAAAAAUAGCGUGUUUGGAGUUGCUUUGUAGGCUGUUGGAAGAAGAUUACGAGUUGGUUAGAUUAGGAGAAGAAAUUAUCCCGGAUGUGCUGGCUGGGCUCGAAUAUGCAUUAUAUUCUUCUGUGGAUGUGCUUCUUGUUAGAGUUUUGAAUUCUUUGCUGGGAAUUUGGGGAAAGGAAGAUGAGCCUCGUAUUACAGUUCCUACUGCUCUAAUGAUCUUGCAUUUGGUUGAAUGGGUUGUUUCUGGUUACAUAAAAUCACGUUCCCUUAACAAAAUUGAAGCCUUUUCACAGCGGACUUUGGGGACUUUGGAGGUGAGCUAUGUUCCAUUUGCUCUUGUUAUGGUUGCGGCUGGAGUAUUGAGAGCUAGUAGAAAUGCAGCCAAUGGCCAAGGGCUAGAGUUUGUUUCCGUACUACGGAUUUCUGCAGAAAGUCGGAUAGCCUUUGUAGCACAACAGUUUAUUUCUAAAACUAAAGGAUCUAUAAAAUCAGAUGAUGAGCCCGCAAAUAGUCUUCUUCGACAAUGUUUGUCAUUAGCCUUGGCUCGAAGUGGUGCAGUGUCAUUCUCUGCCCCUGUGCUUCUGUGCCUUGCAUCGGCAUUGUUAAGGGAAAUCUUUCCCCUAAGGCACUUAUAUAUGCAGAUUCUCCAGUUUAUCCAUAGUAGUGGGUCUGAAUUUGGGAUCAAUGAGAUUAAAAGACAUCUAGACGGCAUUCUUUUUAAGGAAGCAGGUGUCAUAACUGGUGUUUUCUACAGAUGAGGAGAGCAAAAGUUUUUUGGAGAGUCUUAUAUGGGACUACUGUCGGGAUGUUUACUCUGGUCACCGACAGGUUGCUCUGUUUCUUAAUGAAAGAAACAAUGAGCUAGUAGUUAAUUUGGAGAAAAUUGCGAAAUCUGCUUUUCUUAUG
Molecule: messenger RNA, 1581 nt
Organism: Hibiscus syriacus
Lineage: Eukaryota; Viridiplantae; Streptophyta; Magnoliopsida; Malvales; Malvaceae
Exons: 2
Coding region: 180-1433 (417 amino acids)
Source: RefSeq, a predicted model, not a curated record